Sardina pilchardus (European sardine) is the source of this 1026-nucleotide messenger RNA. RefSeq names its product peripherin 2b (retinal degeneration, slow) (gene prph2b). Gene Ontology annotation, biological process: visual perception. Bases 1 to 1026 code for a protein of 341 amino acids. The record is from RefSeq and is a predicted model, not a curated record. Lineage: Eukaryota; Metazoa; Chordata; Actinopteri; Clupeiformes; Clupeidae. Gene Ontology annotation, cellular component: plasma membrane. The transcript has 3 exons.
AUGGCUCUGAUGCCGGUGAAGUUCGACCUGGCCAAGCGGGUGAAGCUGGCACAGGGACUGUGGCUGGCGUACUGGCUCUCCGUCAUGGCGGGCAUCCUGGUGUUCAGCAUGGGCCUGUUCUUCAAGGUGGAGCUACGCAAGCGCAGCGAGAUGAUGGACAACAACGAGAGCCACUUCGUGCCCAACCUGCUGAUCCUGGCGGGCCUGCUGGCGUGCGGCAUCAACGCCUUCGGCGGCAAGGUGUGUCACGACUCGCUCGACCCCGCCAAGUUCGCCAAGUGGAGGCCGAUGCUGAAGAACUACCUGCUGGGCUGCGUGGCGUUCAACGUGCUGCUGUUCGUAGCGGCGCUGCUGUGCUUCCUCAUGCAGUUCCAGCUGUACUUCGCUCUGGCCGAGGGGCUGCGCUACAGCAUCAGGUUCUACAAGGACACGGACACGCCGGGCCGAUGCUUCAUGAAGCGCACGCUCGACAUGACCCAGAUCGAGUUCCGCUGCUGCGGGAACAACAACUACAGGGACUGGUUCGAGGUGCAGUGGGUCAGCAACCGCUACCUGGACUUCAGCAACGAGGACGUUAAAGACCGUGUGCUGAGCAACGUUGAGGGGAAGUACCUGAUGGACAGCGUGCCGUUCAGCUGCUGCAACCCCGGCUCCCCGCGGCCGUGCAUCCAGCACCACCUGACCAACAACACGGCGCACUACGACUACGACCACCACACCGAGGAGCUCAACAUCUGGACCCGCGGCUGCCGCGAGGCGCUCGUGUCCUACUACGGGGGCAUGAUGAACAGCAUCGGGGCCUUCCUCCUCCUCGUCAUCUGUCUGGAGGUGACGGUGAUGGUGGGCCUGAAGUAUCUGACCACGUCGCUGGAGACGCUGGCCAACCCCGAGGACCCGGAGAGCGAGAGCGAGGGAUGGCUGCUAGAGAAGAGCGUCAAGGAGACCAUGGCAGAGGUCACGGCCAAGGUCAAGGCCCUGUGCAACAGGAACCAGGUGGAGGGGGAGGAGCCUGCCGCCGCGAGCUGA